This is a messenger RNA of Conger conger (European conger), 1705 nucleotides long. RefSeq names its product lysophospholipase D GDPD3-like. The transcript has 10 exons. The coding region runs from base 432 to 1394 and encodes 320 amino acids. The record is from RefSeq and is a predicted model, not a curated record. Gene Ontology annotation, cellular component: endoplasmic reticulum membrane. Gene Ontology annotation, biological process: glycerophospholipid catabolic process. Gene Ontology annotation, molecular function: phosphatidylcholine lysophospholipase A1 activity; phosphoric diester hydrolase activity. NCBI's taxonomy places the organism in Eukaryota, Metazoa, Chordata, Actinopteri, Anguilliformes, Congridae.
AACAAGCACAGGGGUGGGAAAGCUGCGGAGGUGGAGCUGGGCGUGGUGAAGAAGAGAAUGCAAAGAAACAAAUGUGUAUCGACUGUGGGAGAAACACGCUGAUACACAUCAGCAAGAAGCCGGGGGAAGAAGCCUUUCUACAAAAUUAUUUUUUUCUGACCUUGAUUUAAGUACAAGAACACUGAAUUUUAAUAGCUGUUUUUUUUUCUCUCUCUCUUAGAACAGCAUACGGUUUAGUAUACGGUUUUUAGUGGAUAAUUGCAGCUGUUUUUCGUCAAUAGUUAAUUGGAUUAAUAUUGACUGAGGGUGAGGCACAGGAUUGGACAGUACAGUACAGUGCUGAAUGAUAUGUGCACGGUUACACAAUACUUUAUAUAUAUUUCUUCACAUGUUUUAGUUACAGCUAUGCCUGGUGUCACAUUUUAGGAUUCAUGGCUAGCUUUCUGUACUGGGUCCUCCCCACACUGGGGGGUUAUGCUCUUACAUCCGUCUACCUGCUGAGGAACCCACACAUCCUGCACAAGAAGAAACGCUCAGCCUUCUACUGCAGGCACAUCUCCCAUCGGGGCGGAUCUGGAGAGAAGAUCGAAAGCACCAUGGAAGCGUUCACACAUUCCAUAGAGGAAGGCACAGAUAUGCUGGAGCUGGACUGUCAUCUGACCCAAGACGGUCAUGUGAUCGUGUCCCAUGAUGAGAACCUCUUGCGACAGACAGGACAUGACAUCGAUAUCUCAUCAGUGAAGCUAGAGAAAUUACCUCUCUAUAAAGAAAGACUGGAGGUCACCUUCUAUGCAGGCCACUUCAGCACAGGCCUGGACCGGAAGUUUGCUCUGCUGGAGGACGUGUUCCGGAAGUUUCCCCGAGUGCCAAUCAACAUCGAGAUCAAAGAGGAUAACUACACGCUGAUCAAGAAGGUGUCAGCUCUAGUGAAACAGUACAGCAGAGAGGACAUCACCGUCUGGGCCAGCGUCAAGUCUGACAUCAUGAGGAAAUGCCGUCAGGAGAACCCAUCCAUGCCCUACAUGUUCUCCAUGGCCAGGGGUGUGCAGCUGCUCCUCCUCUACUAUACUGGCCUGUUGCCUUUCGUGCCCAUCGGAGAGAGCUUUCUCCAGUUCUACCUCAUUCCGAUCAUCAACCGAACAUAUAUUCCCUCAUCUACUAUAAUGAGGAACAGGAUCAUUACCUUUGCCAUUGGAAAACUAACUAUGAGGAAAUGCUUGUUUAAACACUUGGCUGACCGAGGUAUUCAGGUGCACCUCUUUGUUUGCAACGAGGAGCGAGACAUAGAGGCGGCAUUCGCUCUGGGGGCCACAGGAGUCAUGACCGAUUACCCCGCCCUCCUCUCAAACUACCUGCACGCACACCCUCCCACUGCCUCCCCCUGCAGCCAAUAAGUGCUGCUUAUGUUCUGUCUCUGAGCCAGGCGGAGCCGGGAACUGUCCCUUUGCCUGGCUUUGUUGUUGUUCAUUGUAACAGCUUGGGCAGCCAUGUUGGAAGGCUCUGAAGGCUUGGGCAGCCAUGUUGGAAGGCUCUGAAGGCUUGGGCGUGUACCGCAUAUCUUUCUGGCUCACUUUGUUAUAAAAUCAUAUCCCUGAUGGCCAUACAGAUAAUGAUGAGCCUGAGACUGUGUGUAUAUAGUGUGUGUGUUCUACACCAUCCACAAUGCUUCAUGUUUAAUAAACUGAAAGAUAAAUAUCAGCUUGAA